GAGAUUUCAUAAAAUACUUGACUUAUUAUUUCGUUUCACGCGAGUGUUACAUGAUUCCAUCAUAAUAAUAACGAUUUCUCAACCAAUUUGUUGUUAUUCCGACUCGAGAGCUAGCGGAGAUCACACACAAUAAAAACCUUGAUAAAAAUUUAUUAAUAAAUUGAAUUUAUUGAUAUUAAAUUUGAUUGAUAGUAGAAUCUACGCAUUAAAAUGUUGUGGGUGUUGGGAAUUGCGGCAGCUGUGUUAUUUUUCUAUUAUUUCCUGUAUAAACCUCAAUUAUAUUGGAAAGAAAAAAAUGUCAGCCAAGGACCACCCGUACCCAUACUAGGAGACAACUGGAAAAAUGUUCUCGGGCAGGAGGCUAUGAUGGAAAUGCUCAAACGUAUUUAUAAUCGUCAUAAAAAUGAUCGUUAUGCUGGUUUCUAUCAAACAACAAUGCCUUCACUUAUGAUACGUGAUCCUGAAUUGAUCAAACAAAUAACCAUCAAAGAUUUUGAUCAUUUCGUUGAUCACAGGCUAUUUGCGCCUGAAAACGUUGAACCUAUCUGGACGAAGAAUUUAUUCUCAUUGAAAGGUGAUACUUGGAGAGAUAUGCGUGCAACUUUAAGUCCUACUUUCACAGCGAGCAAAAUGCGAUCAAUGUUUGUGUUGAUGGAGAAAUCUGGCCAGCAAUACGUUGAUUUCUACUUGAAACAAAACAAAAACGUGAUUGAAUUGGAAUUGAAAGAUUCAUUCACUCGUUUUGCUAAUGAUGUGAUUGCAAAUUGUGCUUUUGGCGUCAAAGUUGAUUCAUUAAAAGAACCGGAAAAUGAGUUCUAUAUGAAAGGAAAAGCUGCAACCAACUUUUCAGGAUUCGUCAAGCAAAUGAAGUUUUUAUUAAGCAUGAUGUCACCUAAACUCUCAGCUUGUCUUGGGUUAAGUAUAUUUGAAUCCAACGUCACGCAAUUCUUCCAAAGUCUUAUUCAUGAUACAGUCAAAAUGCGUGAGGAACAAAACAUCAUCCGACCGGAUAUGAUCAAUUUACUAAUGGAGGCACGUAAAGGACGUCUUCACUAUGAAGAAUCCACUGAAAAACAAGACGCUGGUUUUGCAACUGUUGAAGAAUCCGAUAUUGGAAAAGUAGGAGUCAAUCAAAAACUAGCAAUGACCGAAAGUGACAUGGCCGCCCAAGUCCUCAUCUUUUUCUUCGCUGGUUUCGAAACAAUUUCCACCAUGAUGUCUUUCAUGUGUUAUGAAUUAGCCCUACAUCCGGAAAUUCAAGAAAAACUUCAUCAGGAAAUUGACUUAACCUAUAAAAAUAACAACGGGAAGCUAACCUAUGACGUUUUAAACAAAAUGAAGUAUAUGGACAUGGUCAUCUCGGAGAGUAUGCGUAAAAACCCCGCAGCUGUCAUGACAGAUAGAAUUUGCACCAAAGCCUAUACCAUUCAACCUGAACUACCACAUGAAACACCUUUGAAAGUUAACGUUGGUGAUUUGAUUAUCAUUCCUGUUGUUGGUAUACAUAACGAUGAGAAACUGUAUCCCAAUCCGGAUAAAUUUGAUCCCGAGCGUUUCUCUGACGAGAACAAAGACCUUAUUAAACCUUAUACUUACUUACCAUUUGGUGUUGGACCUAGGAAUUGUAUUGGGUCUAGAUUUGCGUUGAUGGAAUGUAAGACCUUGAUUUUCCAUAUUCUGAGCAACUUUGAAUUGACUGUCAUUGAGAAAACUACUGUUCCAAUGAAGAUUUCUAAGAAAUCGCUUAAUCCAGCGAUUGAAGGUGGUUGUUGGGUUGGUUUCAAACGCAGAGAAAAUCUUGUGCGUUAAUAUUAAUCAUAAUUAUAAAAAAGAAAUUUUAGAACAGAAAAAAAGAGGUUAGAUAACUACUUAAGUAUCUAUUCAUAACAAGUGAAAGUUCACAUUUGAUUUCUGUAUGACGUAUGUAACAUAUAACCUUGGAUGGAUAAACAUAAAUAAAUAAAUUUAGUUUUACCAAAAACAA
Molecule: messenger RNA, 1984 nt
Organism: Dalotia coriaria
Lineage: Eukaryota; Metazoa; Arthropoda; Insecta; Coleoptera; Staphylinidae
Product: cytochrome P450 9e2-like
Exons: 3
Coding region: 211-1809 (532 amino acids)
Molecular function (GO): heme binding; oxidoreductase activity, acting on paired donors, with incorporation or reduction of molecular oxygen; monooxygenase activity
Source: RefSeq, a predicted model, not a curated record